Closterium sp. Naga37s-1 is the source of this 360-nucleotide messenger RNA. Lineage: Eukaryota; Viridiplantae; Streptophyta; Zygnematophyceae; Desmidiales; Closteriaceae. The record is from the annotation of a GenBank genome assembly.
GUGCUACUGGAGCUGCUGGCACUGGAGGUGCUGAAGGUACUGUCGGUGCUGGAGGCGCUGGAGCUGGAGGUACCAGAGGUACUGGAGGUGCUUGAGCUGCUGGUCCUGGAGGUGCUCGUACUAGAGGUGCUAGCGCUGCCGGAGCUGGUGGUGCUGCUGGUGCUGGAGGUGCUGGAGGUGCUACUGGAGCUGCUGGUGUUGGAGGUGCUGGUGUUGCUGGUGCAAGAGGAGCUGGAGCUGCUGACAGUACAGGUACUGCCCCGCGCCGACCGUUUUUCUACCCGCAGCCGCAGUCGUCCCUGCCGCAGCCUGACUCGGUCCUUCGACAGGUUCUUAUUCUCCCGUCUUCCACUGGCCUAA